AUGCGCUUUGAUGACAACCGUUGGACCGGAGCCGUGAGCGACUGGGUUCCCCGCGAUAUUAAGCGCACUACAGGAAGACCGCCGACCCGAUGGUCAGAUUUCUUCACGAAGUCCUUCAAAGAAAAAUAUGAUGCUCCUCGUGUCCCACGCGAAAGGAGGAACCACUGGGCUACUCUGGCACGCGAUCGGGACAAAUGGAAGAAUUACUGGCGUCCGCUGGACCAGUUCGAAGAUCAACGGGAGUCAAUGUGA
Molecule: messenger RNA, 252 nt
Organism: Necator americanus (New World hookworm)
Lineage: Eukaryota; Metazoa; Nematoda; Chromadorea; Rhabditida; Ancylostomatidae
Exons: 1
Coding region: 1-252 (83 amino acids)
Source: RefSeq, a predicted model, not a curated record